Molecule: messenger RNA, 1978 nt
Organism: Pygocentrus nattereri (red-bellied piranha)
Lineage: Eukaryota; Metazoa; Chordata; Actinopteri; Characiformes; Serrasalmidae
Exons: 4
Coding region: 544-1200 (218 amino acids)
Molecular function (GO): GTP binding; GTPase activity
Source: RefSeq, a predicted model, not a curated record
UGCACUCUAAAUGAUAUAGACAUGCAUAGCCUACUUUAAUAAAUAGGAACUACUUACAUAGCUGAAUGACUCGUCAAAUUAAGUACGCAUUUGAGGGGCUACCCUUUUGUUUCAUGUCAAUGUUUAUGUGAAACAGAUUUGUCUGAGAAGGUCUUCAGUUGCCCAGGUCUUUCAACUGUAGUAGAAGUAAAGCAGCUGGAAUUAAAUAAUCUUAAAGGACUUUUCAAGUUUAGACCCCAAGUGCAGACACCUUUAUGUGCUGCUCCUGCUGCUACUAGACGGAUUUACUGCGUCUUAACAGAAAAGAAAAACACAACGCCAGUGAUCAGGGACUGCAGUACCGUCGCUGUGAAACCUUGAGAGCUCUGCUUAUCUCCGAGUCCGUUGGCAAAAUCCACGCGAUGCUGAUUGGUGGAAAAGCCCGCUUUUCUUUAAGCCCCUCCCCUCUGGGCUAUAUAUAGAGGACGAGCUCGGAGGAGAAACUAUUCCUCAUCAUACUCUUCUAAGUGGUGGUUCUCUGUGCUUAGAAGCUAUUUACCUAAAAUGGUUGUGCAAGUUAAAUCGAACUCGAACCAGUACAGCAAAACAAUGGAUGGAAACCAGCAGAAGGUGGAAGCAAAUGUCCUGUUACUUGGAGCAGAAAAUGUUGGCAAAUCAGCUCUCACUGUCCGCUUUCUCACAAGACGAUUCAUCGGUGAAUAUGGUGACAUUGAAUCAAUAUAUAGUCAUAUUGACAAGAUCGAUGGGCGUGAGAUCUCCUUCAACAUCUGGGACUCUCUGUAUCCACAGAGCUGUGAGACGACUGAGUCGAUCAGUGAGAAGCAGCUGCAGUGGGCAGACGGGGUCAUCCUGGUCUACAGCAUCUGUGACCGAUCAAGCUUCGAGGUGGUGCGCCAACAGGUGCAGCUCAUCCGCCAAAUGGGGAAGCUCUCUGCAUCAGUGCCCAUCAUCAUUGUGGCAAACAAGAGGGACCUUCAGCAUCAGAGAGUCGUGUCGAGCGAAGAGGGCCGGCUGUUCGCCCUGUCCGCCGACUGUAGCUUCUUCGAGAUAUCUGCGGCAGAGACUUACCACGGCGUCCUCCUGGUCUUCCAUGAACUGCUGGAGCUCAUCAAAGAGACCAGGGCCAUCAAGAAGGGAGUGGCCGGAAUCAAGGGCAUCGUGAGGAGUGUGUCGGCUGUCUUCGGGAAAAAACGGGAGUAGAGAGACUUUUCCACAUGAUGACGUUACUGACAAGCUGUGGAAGUCAUCCUGGAUGGUCCGAUGGCAGACUGAAUGGCCAGAGAGGACGGGAUCUGGGCAAACGGCUGAUUUGAGUUUGUGAAGGGAAAGAGGGCCAAAUGUAGAAGUCGGGUUGGACUUUUGUAAGGCCCAAGUGAAGGUGCUAGAAAGUUGUUAAAGAUGUUUCACAUGUUUCCUUGAUAUGUAGGCUAUAUGAGCAUUGGUGAGGUCAUAGGCCAGAGCCUUGGGUAGAUUUACAGUCGACAGGGUCCCAAGCAAGGAGCGAAAGCAGUCCAUGACGACUGUAAUCGUACAGUUACCAAUCAGCAUAGAUAUGACUUAAGCAAGAUAUUCAGACUCAGAGUUGCUCUAAGAAGUCUGUACUCUAGGAGGCUCCAAGAGGUAUAUGAACACAUUUGUGAUUCCAAUAAAAGUUUGAAGAUUUCAAAACUAUUUGUACAACCUUGUAUUUGUAUAUAUUGAAGAGUUGUAUAUUUUCUUAUGUCUACUGCGAAGAAUUCAUUCACUGACUGGGUGUCUGGUGUCUUUGAGAUGUACAGUAUACUGUCACUGUUAUAGCUCAUGGAAAGUACAAGAAACUUAUAAAUAACCAUACACUGCUCUGUUCUUAUGAUUCUCAUUGAAAACUAAAGUAAACCUAGCACACGUAUGUGAGUUAUGGAUUUUAUUGAAAAUAAAAUGCUGUAAAUUUCAUUGUUUGAGAACAUGAUGUAAAUGAGAAAUAAAUAUUUCAAAGAAA